UGAGGACGGAACCAUUCAUCAAGCUGAGAGAUAUGACGGAUUAAAUCCAACCAGAAAGAAUUAGGUUUUGGGGUUUCACUGCGGAUUAGGGCCACGUUCCUCUGUUACGUGAUUGGAUUACAAAUCUAGGUAAUUUUACGAGAAAUUAGCCUGAUAAUCUCACAGAGUGAGCGACGCCGCAUCCCCGUCCCAUCUCUGUGAAAACAGAGACAAACGGCAUCAGAAGAUGACUGCGUGACGCCGCCAUGGAUGAAUCCGCAACCAUUAACACAUUCAAACAGAAAUGAGGACCAGCCUCGACCCUUCUUCCGUUUAGUGUUCGCGUAUCACCUCCUGCUUCAUUGUUAGUCAUGGUUUGGUUGCGGAGCUUCGUGCGGCUGACGAUAAUGCUAUGCCAGAGCGGAUGGUGGGGAGUCGCGUCGAGCCCCACCGACGAAGGGGCGCUUCGCACCGGCCACGGCGACCACGGAGAGCCGGGCCAUCAGGAGCAUCACAAGGAUUCCUACAGCACAUUCGCCUCCGAGUUCCUGGAGUCCAGAUAUUUGUCUGAUGAUGGUUAUCCAUUCCCCACAGCUCCACCAGUGGAUCCUUUUGCCAAGAUCAAAGUCGGCGACUGCGGAGUUACCAAAGGCUGCAUAAGGUACGGGAAGCCGGGGUGCGAUGCAGAGACGUGUGACUACUUUCUGAGCUAUCGCCGCAUCGGUACAGAUGUGGAGUAUGAGAUGAGUGCGGACACAGACGGCUGGGUCGCUGUGGGUUUCUCCUCUGACAAGAAAAUGGGUGGAGACGAUGUGAUGGGGUGCGUUCAUGAUGACAAUGGACGUGUGAGAAUCCACCAUUUUUACAACGUCGGCCAAUGGGCCAAGGAGAUCAAGAGGAACCCAGCUCGGGAUGAAGAAGGAAUCUUCGAGAACAAUCGGGUGACCUGCCGUUUCAAACGACCGUUGUAUGUCCCAAGAGAGGAAACGCUGGUGGACUUACAUCUUUCCUGGUAUUACCUGUUUGCAUGGGGACCUGCCAUUCAAGGUUCCAUCACAAGGCACGACAUUGACAAUCCUCCGGUCAGUGACCGCAUGAUCAGCAUCUAUAAGUAUGAAGACAUCUUCAUGCCCUCCACAGCCUAUCAGACCUUCAAUUCUCCAAUCUGCUUGCUGCUCAUAGUAGCGCUCACCUUCUAUUUGCUCAUGGGGACGCCAUAAUCAAGCACAGCCAAUCACACUGUUUAGGAAGGAGUUGGUUGUUCAGCAAUAAAAAAAACAAAAAUGUUGGUUGCCAUAAUGAAAUGUGUACUUUGCAUAGAUAAGGACUAUCUUAGAUGUAUGGAACAUGUUAGAUUAUACAAGCAUCACUCAUCUUGACAAAUGAAUAAACAUGUUAUGGAGGAGAAAUGUGCUUCAGAUAUCUGAUAAUACAGUAGUUUCAAAUUAAACAGACUUUUUCAGCAUCUUUUGAUUUAGAAGACAGUGUUUACACAAGCCAAUGGAAAAUCUGGUAGUCAUUUCAGGAUCCUGCUGUUUGCUGGCAACUUGUGUGGAAACUUCCUGGAAUGCGAAGAGGGAAGAAAAAUUACACAAAAGAACGUCCUUCCUGUUCCCUCACAGUGUUUGUGUGGGAACAAGCCAACAUCCUCCUCAACCACAGCAGUGACUUGCUUAUAAAAGCAGAGAAAACACAACUGGCGAUAUUGUCUUACAUAAGCAAUAUUUUAUUGAACUGGUAAUACUUUAUUUCUGCAUCAUGCUGUUUAUGUAGCAUUUUAAUCACACAUUGAAAUUCC
Molecule: messenger RNA, 1777 nt
Organism: Poecilia reticulata (guppy)
Lineage: Eukaryota; Metazoa; Chordata; Actinopteri; Cyprinodontiformes; Poeciliidae
Gene: frrs1l
Product: ferric-chelate reductase 1-like
Biological process (GO): regulation of postsynaptic membrane neurotransmitter receptor levels; regulation of glutamate receptor signaling pathway
Source: RefSeq, a predicted model, not a curated record